This is a messenger RNA of Ziziphus jujuba (common jujube), 1558 nucleotides long. RefSeq names its product peroxidase 17. The transcript has 3 exons. Gene Ontology annotation, biological process: hydrogen peroxide catabolic process; response to oxidative stress. Gene Ontology annotation, molecular function: heme binding; peroxidase activity. Lineage: Eukaryota; Viridiplantae; Streptophyta; Magnoliopsida; Rosales; Rhamnaceae. The coding region runs from base 327 to 1307 and encodes 326 amino acids. The record is from RefSeq and is a predicted model, not a curated record.
UCUCUCUCAAACUCAUGGCCAAUUUGGCCUUCUUGUUGCCUCCUUUUUUCAUAACAAAACCCUGUAAUUUGUUGACACCCAUGCAGGCCCAACCAGAAGAAAAAGAAUCCAAAUUUUUACUCCAUCCUACGCUCACACAGUAGUCAAAAAAGAGAAAAAGGCGGAAAAGUACCAUUUCACAUCCUCUAUAGUUUUUCCAUACAUGCAUCCAAGUAAGUAUAAAAAGUCACCCUUACAAUGUUCUAAUAUCUACCCAUUCCACAUAUACCUCCUUACUUACAUAGAGCUUCAAAAAGAACCCCCCCAAAAAACAAAAAAUAGAAAAAAUGUUUUAUCCGUUUCUUCUUUUUCUCUUGCACAUAACCAUGGCUUCCGCUGCUGAUCUCCGGUAUGGUUAUUACGCGAAGGCAUGCCCGAAAGCCGAAUUCAUAGUCCGAGAUGUCAUGAAGAAGGCUUGGAUCAGGGAGCAAAGGAGUGCUGCCUCGGUCAUGAGGUUCCAAUUUCAUGAUUGCUUUGUUAAUGGCUGUGAUGCUUCUAUGUUGCUUGAUGAUACACCAAACAUGCUUGGUGAAAAACUUUCCCUUGCAAAUAUAAAUUCACUGAGAUCUUAUGAAGUUGUUGAUGAAAUCAAAGAAGCGUUAGAGAAGGCUUGCCCUGGAGUUGUUUCUUGCGCUGACAUCAUAAUCAUGGCCUCUAGAGAUGCUGUUUACUUGACUGGAGGACCUUAUUGGGAGGUGAAAUUAGGAAGAUUGGAUAGCUUAACAGCAAGCCAAAAAGCUUCGGAUGCAGUCAUGCCGAGUCCAAGGUCCAAUGCAACUUACCUGAUAGACCUCUUCAGUAGAUUCAAUCUCUCUGUCAAAGAUCUGGUUGCCCUUUCUGGGUCACAUUCAAUUGGCAAAGGUCGGUGUUUUUCAAUCAUGUUUAGGCUCUAUAACCAAUCAGGCACCGGUCUGCCUGACCCGGCUAUCGAUCCGAGGUUCAGAGAAGAGCUAAAAAAGCUAUGCCCACCAGAUGUAGACCAAAAUGUGACAAAGGGUUUGGAUGCCACACCCCUGAAGUUUGAUAACCAGUAUUUCAAAGACUUGGUUUCUGGAAGAGGGUUUUUGAAUUCUGAUCAAACACUUUUCACAACUCCACAGACUAGGGAAUUUGUGAUGCAGUACAGUAUAAACCAAGAACUAUUCUUUGACGACUUUGCGAAGGGGAUGGAAAAGAUGGGUGAUUUGCAGAGUGAUAAUCCAGGGGAGAUAAGAAGGAAUUGCAGAGUGGCAAACCAGCACCAUGGGAACACCGUGUGGGAAUCUUAAAGAGAUGGGACUUUGUUUGAUCAAAAUUGUUAUAAAGAAUAGAGAUGGGACAGAAAAUUGUUCUGCCCAAAAGGUCCUUCUGGGAUUUGAUGUAUAGAAGAUAUUUAAGUAAAUAUAUAUAUAUAUAUAUAUAUAUAUUGGUCGUAUGGUCUCUUUUGUCAUAACAUGGAUGCUUAUGGUUGGAAUAUAUGCAAAAGAUGAGUGAAGAUAACACAAUAUAGAAAAUUCUAACUUAUUUUGUCCUUCUUAUU